Molecule: messenger RNA, 3172 nt
Organism: Psammomys obesus (fat sand rat)
Lineage: Eukaryota; Metazoa; Chordata; Mammalia; Rodentia; Muridae
Gene: Zic5
Product: Zic family member 5
Exons: 3
Coding region: 1-888 (295 amino acids)
Biological process (GO): central nervous system development; regulation of transcription by RNA polymerase II
Cellular component (GO): nucleus
Molecular function (GO): DNA-binding transcription factor activity, RNA polymerase II-specific; RNA polymerase II cis-regulatory region sequence-specific DNA binding
Source: RefSeq, a predicted model, not a curated record
AUGGCAACAGAUAUUUACAGAAGGCCGCACGCGCCGCCCCCGGCGCCCCCGGCCGCGCCGCGCCCCCCGCGCCUCCCCGGCGCGCCCGCGGCCUUCCUGCGCUACAUGCGGCAGCCAAUCAAGCGGGAGCUCCUCUGCCAGUGGCUGCAGCCCGAGCCGCCGGCCGCGCCGCCGCCCGCCGCCCGGCCCUGCUCCAAGACCUUCGGCACCAUGCACGAGCUGGUGACCCACGUCACGGUGGAGCACGUGGGCGGCCCGGAGCAGAGCAGCCACGUCUGCUUCUGGGAGGACUGUCCGCGCGAGGGCAAGCCCUUCAAGGCCAAGUACAAGCUCAUCAACCACAUCCGCGUGCACACGGGCGAGAAGCCCUUCCCCUGCCCGUUCCCGGGCUGCGGCAAGGUGUUCGCGCGCUCCGAGAACCUCAAGAUCCACAAGCGCACUCAUACAGGGGAAAAGCCUUUCAAAUGUGAAUUCGAUGGCUGUGACAGGAAGUUUGCCAACAGCAGUGAUCGGAAGAAACACUCCCACGUCCAUACCAGCGACAAGCCCUACUACUGUAAGAUCCGGGGCUGCGACAAGUCCUACACUCACCCCAGCUCCCUGCGGAAGCACAUGAAGAUACACUGCAAGUCGCCCCCUCCCUCCCCGGGAGCCCUCGGCUACUCCAUGGGGACCCCAGGUGGCGACAGCCUGUCCCCCGUGCUGGACACAGCCAGGAGCCGCUCCAGCACGCUGUCCCCUCAGGUCACCAACCUCAACGAGUGGUAUGUUUGCCAGGCCAGCGGGGCCCCUGGCCACCUCCACACGCCCUCCAGCAAUGGGACCACCUCCGAGUCUGAAGACGAGGAAGUGUACGGGGCCCCUGAAGUCGUGCGGACGCUCCAUUAGAACCACCACUGCGUGAGACAGGGAGCCGGGACCCUCUGACUGCACCCUAACCUGAGACAAACUGGCUCAGGCUCCCACCGGCUCCCGGUAGUCCUAUUUAUUCAGUAUGAAACCCUAUGGUGUUUGUACAUUUGAGUAAUUUAAUUAAGAUAUUUGGUUGGGGUUUUGUUUUUCCUUUCCUCUUUCUCCUAAAAAGAAACAAAAACAAAAACAAAAAUAAAUAAAUAAAACAGAAGAGGAGGAGGGGCGUAGCUCAGUGGUAGAGCACCUGCCCUGUGUGCAUGAGGCCCUGGGCUCAGUUUCCGGCAGUAACAGCAAAUAACAAACAGCCAAGCUGAGCUUGUCCGUUGCAGGGGGCCGCCUGGAGGCCGAGUCUGUCAAGGAAAAUGAGGGAAGGGAUUGAGACAUGCACUGCCAGUCCAAUGUAUGUGCACACGCAUGUGCGCACGCAUGCCUAUGUGUCCAGUAUUAGGUCAGAGGUUAGCACAGCAGCCAGGCCUCUGUGUGUCCUGGAGUGCCUCCGGAUGCCUCAGGCACUGGCAUGAGGGCUGCUUUUUGAGCCUCUUGAUUGUAAAACACACUUUCUGCACUGACAACAGAUCCUGGACUGUGCCUGUGUCUAAAAGGUUUUGUAUAACAAACAAACGAAACUUUGGUUUCUAAUAUCAUUUUAAUUCCUAUGCUUUUCUUAUUGCCCUCACCGUGACAUGCUAUUUUUAUACAGGAUUGUUCCUUCAGUGUCUUUCCUUGUGUGGUUUAAAAACAACGGAACAGCCAGCGGAGUGCGGCCACCUCCACACAGCUCCAUAAGCCGUGCUACUGUGACUAGGUAGAGGAGCUGCUGAGACAGAAAACUGGGCAACUGAUCUUUUAUAAACUAGAAGGAAUUCAAGUGCUUUCUUUUUCCUCUGCUGGGUCGUGUUGUUUUGAUUUUAAAUUGGGGAUUUCAGAUGCCUCCUUGCUGUGCCCAAACUUGAGGGCUGGUAGGAAGUUGUAUUUUUGACCACAAGGUCUUCAGGACACCAGCACGCACAGGGAGGUCUGAGGUGUCGGGGUGCCAUCCGGACCGUUUUCAAAGCUUAGGCCAGCUCCUCAUUUGUGCUACUUUAUCAACCUUUUUUUAAAAAUGUCUUUGUUUUUAGUGAAUUUUCCUUCAUCUGUGACAUGUCAUCUGAAAAUGACAGUGUAAAGUAUAUGAUUUACACUAUAAGAGGAGGAGUUGCUAUACAUGAUAAAAUUUUUAAAAGGUUUAUAGUUGCCACCAAACACUGAAUGUGUGACCUUUGCCAGAGCAGGAUGCAAAGGGUCAAGGACCCAGGACAAUAACUCUUAAUUUAUGUUCAGUUGGCACAACACAUCUCCUGUGCAAACUGUAGCCCAUCAAAAACAUCACACAUGUACUAAGGUACUCAUUUAUCCUCAGAGACCCUGAAGACACCCCCAUUAUUUGUAGAAAUUUGUUUUGUGUGCUGUGAGUGGUUGAUGUAGUCUUGUCAUUGUUAAUAACUUGUCUGUGAAUAGUUUUAUUUGUACAGUUUUUAAUUAAUUUAUUUUUAGAGAUCCUUUUUCUGGAAGAGUUCAAAGCACACCAAAGAAAUAUAUUAUACAUUUUGGUGAAAGAUUGUCAUUUAUGAUCCAUGGUUUAUUUAAGAAAAAAGAAGGAAAGUGGGAAAAUAGAAACUAUAUUUUUGAGCUUACUUGAAUGGACAAGGUAACGUGAAACCUUGACGCUCUUCCUGCAUGCCUUUGCCUCACGUUGGUGAGAUUAUGGGUAGUUUGUAGAGAUAGUACGGUGCAUGGUGCUGUUGGUGGAUGCCCUUCAGUGUUGUCUUCAGAUUCUUACAGUGAACAGGAAACAUGCAAACCCUCCUUUACAGAGAGAAAGACCUACAACUUGAAUAUAAAAUAAUUCUACACUUAAAAAGUUUGACUUUUCCUGAUAUUCACUUUCUAAGUCCUUUCAAAUAGAAAAGGUAAGGUAUGAACUUGAGUGGGAUAAUUUAUGUACUGUAAACUUGUUAGAACAAAAUAUUCCUGAUGUAUAAUGAGUUGUUUUAUUUAUACAACUUUUUCAAUGGUAGUUUGCACUAUUCUUUAUCAUGCUACAGGUUUAUUUAUUAUGAAACAAAGGAAUAUGUAUUUUAUGUAUUUUGCCAUGCAUAGGUUAAUGCCACAGAUUUAUUGGUUCCUGAUACACUGAAAAUGAAACCUUGAAAUGUGUACCUCCGUUAGAAACAGGCAAGAAUGAUGGUGGGCAAAUGUAAUAAAGGCAUUCUUCCUAUGC